GCAGCCCCGACACGGCGGCCGGUACUGUGAGGGACCGGAGUACGAGGAAGGAACGUGCUUUGACGAUUCCUGCGUAAAUGCAGUUGGUGUUUUACUGACUCCAUGGUCCAUGUGGUCGGAGUGUUCAACCACCUGCAACGAAGGGGUCAGAACCUCCACCAGACGGUGUCACGGCAGCGACGCGUGCGACACCGGCAACGGGCAAGUCGCAGCGAUGCUCACGAAGGAGACUGCGUGCCAGGGUGUCCUCUGUCCCGAAGUAGGAGGCUGGAGCGAGUGGAGCGCUUGGACGGUCUGCACGGCCAUCUGCAGUAAGGGUCAGCGUAUGAAGGAGCGGACGUGUAACAAGCCCCGUCCCCACGGGCCGGGAAACGACUGCGUGGGAGAGUCCACCACGGCGGAAGAAUGUAGUCAUAACGCUCCGUACUGCGAGGGUGUACCGAAGUUUGUGACGAUGUACGAAGAUUGGUCUCAAUGGUCGGACUGUAGCGCCCCCUGCGACGGUGGGGUGAGAAUCCGCCACAGAACGUGCGUGGAGCAAGGUCACCCGUGCCGCGGCGACCUCUACGAUCUGGAGAUAUGUAACGCCGACUUACCGUGCAAAGUGGACGGUGGCUGGAGCGAGUGGACUCGGUGGUCAGUUUGCACGGUGACCUGUGGAGAGGGAGAAACAGAGCGGCACCGCCAGUGCAACCAACCACGGCCCGAGUUUGGCGGCCGGACCUGCCAGGGAAAUGCCAGCGAGAAGAGGAAAUGUCUCGUCUCGGAAUGCCCAGCGGACGCCCCUACUUGGGAAUCUUGGGGCGAGUGGUCCCAGUGCACCGUGACGUGUGCGGGGGGAACUUCCACACGAACGCGGGGGUGUAGGGUAAUCUACGCGAAUAACGUUCCGAUGUUUGUGUCCGUAUCAAGAUGCGCCGGAGAAUACAAACAGAGCAACGUUUGCAACUUUUUACCUUGCCCAGUUGAUGGAAAUUGGGCGAGUUGGGGAGGCUGGGCCAGUUGCAGCCGAAGCUGCGGCGAGGGCGUGGUGAAGCGGGACCGCACCUGCACGGACCCGGCACCAGCAGGCGGAGGGGAGGUGUGCGGAGGGUACGGGACGGAGACGUUGCUGUGCUACCAACAACCCUGCCCAGUCCCUGACGAGAUCCUGCGCACUUUCGACGGCACCGGCUUCAUGAUGUACCGCCACGCCUCCGCACCCUCGAAACUUCUCUUUAUAUACAUGCGCUUCAGGCCCGCCGCCCCGAGCGGCCUGCUGGCUUUACGUCACGAUGACGUCCACUUACAGCAGGUUGUCACGGUCGGUCUGGCCGGUGGUCACGUCCGACUGUACGCGAAGGUGGGAGAGGCUGAGAGUGCAGUCGUGAGUGCCAAUGGAUUACAUCUGCAUAAAUGGAACAGUGUUGUAGUGACCAUUAGCGGAGGGCGCACCAGUGUACGCCUGAAUGACGGCACCCCGGUCUUUGGCAACUUCAGCCUCCCACUGCCCUCUCGCUUGAACUGGGACCAGCCCAUGUACAUCGGCGGCGCCUUGCCGUAUCUUUUUCCCGGGCCUGCGCACGAAUACAUCGGGUUUCGCGGAGCCUUCUCUGCUCUACGAGUCAACUACAAGGAGUACAGUCUUCACGACAUAAGGCCAGAAUGGACGGGGUUGGGACUGCCGUUUGUAAGCUUCAAUGUUGGCACUCAACCGGCAGAUAUUGAUGCCCAGGUGCCGGUGUUCACCGGUGACGAGUUCACAUUCCUACCGUGUCAGAACACCACAACCGGCCGCAGACCUUUCUCCCUCAAACUCACCUUCAGGCCGGACGGCCCUCACGGCAUCAUUCUGUACGUCACGGGGCUGGUUCCGGGCUCAUUCGUAGCGCUGACGAUGAUCGACAGUCACGUUGCUCUGGUCGCCAGUCUGGCAGACACCAUCGCAUCGGCCAAGAGCGUUGAAAUAUCCUUAUCCAGAUGGGCGAUAGUCAAAUUUACCCUUCGAGGUGCUGAAGCCGAGAUGCGCGUGAAUGGCGGUCCGGCCAUCCAGCUUACCAUCCCGGGCACCGAGUUCGUCCCGGCGUUGAGGGUCAACAUCGGAGGCGUGCCGCUCCCGCACAGGGUGCUGGCUCGUAUGACGACGGGCGUAGAUAAAGGUCUUGUGGGGUCGGUCUACGAGGUGACUAUCAACGGGGACCAGUAUUUACUUACGGAGACAGCACUAAAUAUGGAGGACAUGUACCUCAAUUCAGCGUCCACCACACUCGCAGCUCACUACCGGGAAGUCAAAAGACUACGUCACAGCAGCGUUGCGCUUCACUGCAACUACGCUAACAUUCAUCACGAGAACCCCGUGGUAACGUGGCUCCACGGAGACGGGUUUCUCGAAGCAUCAGCCCACGUCAACAUAUUCAAACCGAAUGUCUUUUUCCCGCACAGGUCAAUUUUGAAUUUGCACACACUCAACUCAGACGAUGAGGGACCCUACGCAUGUAUGGUCUGGUACCGCGGCAAAGCCGUCAUAACACAUGCUUUUGGUGUUUCGGUCUUCGAGCCUCCUGCAAUCGAGUUCCAGGUCGAGUCUAAUGUUGAACUGAUGGUCAUUGGAAAUAUCGCCCUCAUCGUUGGCUUCGUCAUUGGUAUUCUCGUCCUGUCAUGCUUCAGAGUGUGUAGGAGAAGAUACUUCUUCUUGGACAUGAUUUACCAGUCCACCGUGUUCUACUUUGGGUUGGAUUCUUGCGCGUGUCUGAGGGAUCCCAACAUACCCGAUCGCGCCACCGUGCUCCUAGUCAACGCUACCUAUGACGAGGAUUUCUCGGCCCGCGAGGAGAAAAUCAAAUUUGACCAGGCUCUGAAGAGGAAAAGGCAGGACAAGUUGAAGAAAAACACCAAAGGGUUCAUAGAAAAAAUAAAAGCAAAGAUCGCCAAGGCAGGCGGCAAAGAUGACGCGGAAAAGGUCUUGGGUGAUGCCGACAUUGACAAGGAAUCUGCAAACGCCGAGCAGUACAAGACGGGUAAAAAUCUGGACAAGGAAACAUCAGUACUCACGGAAAAGAAAAAUGAAGCAUCUGAGAUGACCACUGAACCAAACACCAAGUAUUCUAAUCAGUCAGAAGAACGAGAGGAAUUAUUGAAAUCGAUGUCACAGAGACACAUAAACGAGAACCAGGCCGCAGGUAUGUAUGGAGAGGUCUGUCGGCAGCCCAGUGAAUCACUGAGCGACGGCGAGAUUAAUCUAAGGCGUCUCUCCCACGAGAUUGUGACCGGGAAACCGGAGUCGUCAUCCUCGGGUUCUUCGCUCGGAGGAGCGUUGCCGGAGGCCGCAAACUUCACGGCAGCGCACAAGGGGGACAAGGGCUCCCUGAGCUCCUUGGCGAUUCUAGAAGACGAGAGACAGGCGGACCUGGACGUGGAACCACGCAACAAAGAGGAGCCGGUCUACGUCAACAUCGAUACUAUCCGGGAGAGAAGAAGACAAAGCCAGUCGUCUGCUGGGAGCCUGAGGUUAAUGAGGAGAGCUUCGUCAUCCGCAUCUACUGGCUCGGAACCUCCACUGGCUCCACCUAAAUUGAUGUCAUCAGAGGAGCCUGUGGAAGUCGAUUUGGACGCGGUCCACGAUAACUGGCGGAAGAGCAACAUCUCCCCGGAAUUACCGAGCGACUAUAGUGCUGACGGGAGUGCGGUAACCGAUGCGAGAACGGAGGACCGGAGACGCGAAAGCGUGGCCGAGGCCGGCUGCGACGCCGGGCGAUUGUUCAGUCACCGGGGUUCAAUAGGUGGCGCUGUCGCCAAGCUUUCCGAGGCGGUUGCCGAAGAAGUCCAACACACGAGUGACGGCGCCGGUGAAAUCGACGAGGGCGCUGCCGAAGACGGAACGCCAGAGGAAGACUUCCCAGGAAGGGAAUUGAGUCUUGUGGAGGAGGAAGUUGACGAAGAGGUUCAACCGCUGCUGGGCGUGGGCUCACCAUCGUCAGCGAGUGAGAAAUAUGAAGGGUCCUCGGAAGAGGCCGGAGAUGAUCAAACUGCGAGUGACGGGUCACUAACCGAGAGGGAGAGUAGCCGUAUGGCCACCAAAGUGAUCACAGUGCCCAUCAUGAGCACUUCCACUACUGACGCAGCUAGCCGCUUCCGGCAGAAUUGGCUGUCUCGCAACCCCUCGCCGCCCCGGCUGCCGGCCAGCAGCGGCAGCAGCGAUGCCUCCAGCAACGGUUCCACCGAGUCGAACCUGGACGACAGCCUGACCAGCCUGAACUGGCUGCAGAACCUGCGUAUCAUGCGGAUCCAGCAGCCCACGCCACCCAGCAGCCCUGCCCCGCUGGGUUCGGCCAACCAGCGGCUCAACACCACCAUCACCAUCCAGGCCCACAAGGGGCCUGGGGGCCGCAGCAAUGGGCUGGGCACCACACAGGAAGAGGCCAAGGCCAUUUCUCGCAUUGGUAGCCACCAGGCGGCCACCACCACCAGCAUAGAUCAGAUCGACUACAAAACGAACCAGUUUGUCAAGCCGCCGUAUUCCUACGCCACUCUGAUAUGGAUGGCCAUGAAGGCCUCUAAGAAGAACAAGAUCACACUAUCUGCAAUCUAUAAAUGGAUAACAGAAAAUUUCAAGUACUACCAAACAGCAGAUCCCAGCUGGCAGAAUUCCAUCCGCCACAAUCUCUCUCUCAACAAGUGCUUCAUGAAGGUGCCGAGGAGGAAAGACGAGCCAGGAAAGGGGGGCUUCUGGCAGAUUGACCCCGCCCAUGCCGACCUCCUGGAGAACGGCAUCUUCAAGAAGCGACGAAACAGCUCAACAAGAGACUUCUACGCAGAGAGCAUCAAACGAAUCAAGAUUGAGCCGGUGGACGAUGAGUAUGAAUGCGCGGAGAAGCAUCACAGCAGGAAACAGGCAGCACCCAAGCGGAAAGCCAUCGACCACAACCUCACGAAAUUCAGGCCUCUCCAGUUGAACAGUAUGGGUAGCGGUGACUUGUCUGACUCUGAUGAUAAUCUUCCGAGUGCUGUUCUGAAGGGUGACUUUGGGUGGGAUUCCAUCUUCCAGUCGGAGAUAGAUGUUGAGGGCAUCAAGGUGAAGACGGAAGACAUCUUGGAUGGCAAUGAAGGUGAACGUUGCUCCUCACCCUGCUUACAGAUUAGUCCGCCCCCUUCCAACGAGGCCCCUCAGAACUUUGAAGACUACUUGGACUUGUCCAUCAAUGGGGUGCAUAUCCCGCGGCCAGCCUGGUUCGACGAGCACCUACAGAAUCUAGACUUCAGCAUGGAAGACACAGAGAUGCUGUUGGAUGGGAUUGACUUGCCUCCAUCACCCGUCAGCUCCAUCAACGACCAGCAAUCACACCCCUGGGCCGAAGCAAGUGGCUGUACAUCAUUCGAUGUAGAAGACUUGUUAGGUCUCCAAAGUGUUUCUGGGGAUGAUAUGCCUUGGGAUCUAUCACUCCAACCUGUACCAUCACCCUGAACUUCUAGACCCUUAUUCUAAUUUACUGUAAGUGUACAUAUUCCAAAAGGGCACUCGAUCUCUGCCAUAUGUCAUCCCGUAACAUGAAAUAGUUCAAAGUUAUUACAAUAGUAAAUCAUGGGAAAAAGAAAGAUCCAUGUAAAACAAAUUUCUGUCCAUGAGUUUGAUCCUUGAAGUGCUAUAUUGUGAGCAAGAAUCGAUGCAGAAUGUCUCAAAUCAUGUAUAUUCUUCUCUGCAAAUGAAUAAUGUUGUCUUUAACCUGUUUAAACACAAUAGACAUUGUUACAGAUGAAUGCAUACAUGGCUGCCAACAUGUGCCUUACAAUCUUUUCAUUUGAUUUGAUUUUGGAUCAUGAGUGAAAAUUGUGUCGAUGCAUGUGUUCAUGGGUUAUAUUAGAUUUAUCAGAGUUUUAAGUGGAACUUCUUCAUGUGCAGUUUGGCCAGUUUUCAGUCUUCAAUUUUUACUUUCAACUGAAUAAGUACAAUACCUGUGGCAUGAUUUCAGGGCAUCUGGGGCACUGCAGGAGUAGCUUUUGUGUACCUGUCACAGUGUACUCAUACAUGUACAGUGUAACUGUUGAGGUAGACUGGUGCCGCACAGGGAAUUGCUUCAUCCACAAAUUCCUUAUGUUUUCAGGUGAAAGGACAAUUUACACUUGGCAACAAACGAGAGUGACCCAAAUAGGCUACCGAUGAAUUAUUGAUGAUUGAAAUUGUAAUUUAAGUUGGAUUUAAGCAGAGCUGGCUCUUGCUGUUUGCGGUGUUUUGUUGCACAUAACCUGACAUUUAUUGUGCAUUGCAUAUAUUUAUGCAUGUAAAUAUUUUGUCUUGCCCGGUGCAAGCUCGGACAGAUCAUGUCAGAGAAUUUAUGAAGUUAUAUUACCGCGUGUUUUCAGUACAGUUUGACCUGAUUGUGUUCGCUAUGUGUGACUUUUCCUCUUAAUAUUGAAUAAUUCUUUUUCUGAAUAACACAUUGUUAUUGCAGCAUCUUAAUCAUGAUCCACAAUUCUUGAUGCUAACUGUAAAAACAAUAUUUACAGUGCGUCCAUGUCCAUACAACAUUCACAGCAACUGUAUUUGAUUUUUCAUAUUGCCGGGCCAUUGACUUUUAUCAGUAAUUAAAUAUAGCUCUAUGGGCAUCACUGGAAAACAUCAUCCUGCUCAUAUUCUUAAAAGCAAAGGACUGUGAAGUUAUGCUAACGCUUACGGUUGAAAGAGUUGGGUCGCACAUUUUGCUAGUUUUCUUUGAAAAUUGCAAAAUACAUGUACUUAUAUGUACUUGUGUACACAUGUAAUAAUACACUUUAUGAAAAGCUUGUGGAACAGGUUUCCUAUUUGCUAUCAAUUAAACAAUGGCCACCAUACCGUUUGUUUACAAUUUCACAAUGAAUUAGCAAUGACACGAUUCCGUCCAGGUGUUUUUUGUUUUUUGAGAUACAAAUGGCAGAUGGAUUUACUUUAUUUUUUAUUGCAUUCAGUUUGUCUCGGAAAGAAAUUAAAAAAGAAACUUGCAAUAAUACUUGAGCUUUUGGACUGUUCUUGCUUCGUUUGUUCUGUUCUGUCAUUCGUGUUACAGUUUACGUUGGGAAACGAAACGAGUACAUGAAACUGUGUCCCUUCAGGAUACGUGUUAAACUCCACCGAUCCCAAAUGUGACCAUUGUGUCCAAGUAGGUCUGAAUGGUAGCUGAGGUGCGUGUGAACAGAAAUGGGAUUGUCUGUUUAUUUAUUUUACAUCUUUUGACAUUAAAAGAGUAAAUCAAACGAACAAGGGCUGUCAAGGACAAGCAAAAGUAUAAAACUGUUAUCUAUGCGAUGUGUUUGUCCGGACCCCUGUUCAAAAAAAGUAAAAAAUUAAAUAAAUAAAAAUAAAAACGAUAAAAUGUGAUAAAAAUUGGAUAUAAAAUGGACACGCCCAAUAGAAUUAGUAAAGUACAAAAAAUAAAUACACAAUCUGAAAAACGAUACAAACAAGAACCAGGGGAUAAAAAAACAAAUUAAAAAGAACGAACGACAGAACAAAAUGGAUGGAUCAAGCCGUGUUUGUUGGGGAGGAUUGAAUCCCUGUAAUGAAAAGGAGAAAAUAAAAGACCAAACCAGAAGCCAACAAAUUACUUUUUUAAUUGUAAUGUAAAUUUCUGGAAUGGGACCCAAAAUAGCAAUAUAAAAGUACACGUCGACAACCCCACAUUAUUUUUAUUUCCUCCAUACCUUGUAUAACCCUCUGUUUAUUUGACGGAAAACCGUCUUCCCCACU
Acanthaster planci (crown-of-thorns starfish) is the source of this 7696-nucleotide messenger RNA. RefSeq lists its product as uncharacterized. The record is from RefSeq and is a predicted model, not a curated record. Lineage: Eukaryota; Metazoa; Echinodermata; Asteroidea; Valvatida; Acanthasteridae.